CAAACGCAAAAUAAACAAUUAUUUUACAUAGAGUGUACAUAGUGUCGCACCGAUUUUCAUUGGAAAUUAGAAAAUUUUGUUAAAAAAAAUUAUCAUUUAAUUUUGUAGAAAAAUUUUAAUAUUUUUAUAUUCAUAUUUAAUCUGCACAUUUGUUACGAGCGAUUCCCGAAACAUGGAUCUGACCAACAACUCGAAGCGAAAUUCGCUGCAAAGUCGCACGCCGCAGAGGCGUUCGGCGAGCGUCGACGAUGACGACAAUGUGAGCAACAACUCCUUGAGCUCCUUCAACGUGCUGCUAACGGCCGCCUCCGACUCGGAAUCGCAUUCUCCGGUCAGCGUGCGAGACAUGAUUAAACGAUACGACACGGUGGCCAAGUUGGGCACCAAAGGUGGUGGACGCGGUCUGCAGCAGCAGCAAUACAGUUUGCCUGCCAUGAAGUCCGCAUAUUUCGGUGUGAACAAUUUCGGCACCCAUAAGCUUUCGCAUCGGUAUCCGUCGCGCCACUUUGUGACACAUAAGAAAGAUGAGGAUAAGGGCAGUAAAUCGACGCAAACAAACCGUGGUAUUGACGACAGUUACAGCCCCAAAAAUAAAAACAUACGUGAGCCUAACAAGAAUAAUACGGAUGCAAUGGAUGACUCUUGUUUCGUUCGAGAACGGCACGUCUCUUUGAGCGAUGGCGAGACUAUCUAUGUUGCCGAUCACACCAGGCGUACUUCAAGGUCACCGGUUCGCGAAAUCAAUGAUACUUCAGUCGGUUUAGAGGAGAUUGCGACAGAUGCCAAGGAUAGACCGGUUGUCACUGAAAGUAUUGAGGAGGCGAAUUUUCAGCCGAUGGAGACUUCUUAUCAGAGUAAAACGACAAUUGCAAAGACUGCCGGUGGUGUCCGCAUUAUAAUCGAUAUAUUUUUCGAUCAGGAGCACCAGCCAGUAUCCGCCACCGACGUAGUAGGCAGUCGCGUCGAGACGGACAUCCCACAGAGUCGCAUACUCAACGAGUUUCAGCAACAAGCGGCGUCCGCUCAAGAAACACGCAACUAAUGGCGCCCAGCGAUUGUGGAAGCGAAGUCAUUUCAAGAAUGCCAGAAAAUAAUCAGACACCCAUGCAGUGUAAACUUUUUUGUACAAUUGAAAAGUCAGUGAAAUCAUAUCUGGUGGAAGCACGAUGAAUUAGUGGCGGAUCUGAUGAGUCCAAAUCUUAGUUCUUUAUUAUUUUGACAUUUUUUUUAAAUCAUCAAGCGAUUUUGUAUUUUUUGUGCUUUGAAUUUAUUUCUUAAAACUUUAUGCUAAUUCAGUUGCCAUAUGCAUUUUCCUAAAGAGUAUGCAAGUAUGGACACUGAAACGGAUAAAUUGUUUAAAAUUUCUGUUGGAAAAAUAAAAAUUGCAAAAAUUCAAACAAA
Zeugodacus cucurbitae (melon fly) is the source of this 1401-nucleotide messenger RNA. RefSeq lists its product as uncharacterized. The transcript has 3 exons. The record is from RefSeq and is a predicted model, not a curated record. NCBI's taxonomy places the organism in Eukaryota, Metazoa, Arthropoda, Insecta, Diptera, Tephritidae. Bases 173 to 1042 code for a protein of 289 amino acids.